GCAUCUAUAAACCUUCCUUACAUGAUAGCCGAGCUCAUUAUAGCCCUCCUGUCCACAGUGGGCAACCUGCUGGUUUGUGUUGCUGUGGGACUCAACAGAAAACUCCAAACGGUUACCAACUACUUCCUUGUGUCACUAGCAGUUGCGGAUAUCUGCGUGGGUUCACUGGCGAUUCCCUGCGCCAUCAUGACAGAUCUUGGGAUACCACAGCAUAAUCUAUACCUGUGUUUGCUCAUGUUGUCUGUGCUUAUCAUGCUAACCCAGAGCUCCAUUUUCAGUCUGCUGGCGGUCGCGGUGGAGCGUUACGUGGCCAUCUUCAUGCCCUUCCAGUACCACAGACUCAUGACACCUUGCAACGCAAUUCUCGUAUUGUGUGUCACCUGGACACUAGCGUUCCUGAUUGGUCUGGUGCCAUUGAUGGGCUGGCACAAGCCUCCGCCAGCAUCGGGCUACUGUUUCUUCGUGUUUGUUGUAGAUAUGACCUACAUGGUCUACUUUAACUUCUUCGCCUGCGUGCUGACACCACUGGUUGUGAUGUUCCUCAUCUACGCGCAGAUCUUCGUAACGGUUAAAAGUCAAAUGAGGAGGAUAGCAGCAGAACGGGGUGGUGCGACAAAUACAGAAGGUGCGGCGAAGAUGAAGAAAGAAAUGAAGAUGGCUACAUCACUUUUCCUUGUUCUCUUCCUCUUUACGGCCUGCUGGAUUCCGCUACAUAUUAUAAACUGCUUCCUUCUACUCUGUCCAUCAUGUCCUGUUCCCCUUCCGCUGCUCUUAACAGCCAUUAUUCUCUCCCAUGCAAACUCUGCUGUAAACCCUUUCCUCUAUGCCUACAAGAUGAAAACCUUCAGGAAAGCUUUCAAGGCAAUCUUCCUGUGCUGCAGAGGCAUAGGUGAUGGAGAGGAGCAAUGA
Messenger RNA from Xyrauchen texanus (razorback sucker), 909 nucleotides. RefSeq names its product adenosine receptor A2a-like. Lineage: Eukaryota; Metazoa; Chordata; Actinopteri; Cypriniformes; Catostomidae. The record is from RefSeq and is a predicted model, not a curated record. Gene Ontology annotation, cellular component: membrane. The transcript has a single exon. The coding region runs from base 22 to 909 and encodes 295 amino acids. Gene Ontology annotation, molecular function: G protein-coupled adenosine receptor activity. Gene Ontology annotation, biological process: G protein-coupled adenosine receptor signaling pathway; adenylate cyclase-activating G protein-coupled receptor signaling pathway; vasodilation.